GGAAACCCAGGUGACGAGAAGCGGGAGAAAUAAAGAUGGCGGCAAGUCCUGGUGGAGAGGAAGACUCGGUGUAUGACACAGGAAGACUGUCAUUAUUUGAUCUUAUCUUAGAGAGAACCCGUGCCCAAAACAAGAAACAACUUGUCCAUCGUCUAGUUUAUGUGUCAAAAAUCCGUCAGGACGUAAAUGACAGAAAAGAUAUCGGAGCUCACUAUGAAAGACUUUUUAAGGAACUACAAACACAAGUCCAUGGAGAAGCUGUCACAGGACUGCUUCUGAUUUAUCCUGUUCAUAUAAUUCAUGUUGUAGAGACAUCUUACAACAUGCUCCUUAAAGUUAUAGAAGAUUUGGAAGAAGAUGAACAGAGUAUCAGUGGUAUGCUACUGAACACAAAAAUACUUGUUUGUACUGGUGAUCUAAACAAUCGUUUAUUUGGACAGUGGAGUUUUAGAACUCUCAACCUUGCUGUAUCGAGGAUGCAAGAGUUUACUACAAAUGAACCUAUAGAUGUUGUGGUCACAGAAGCUCUGACACUUGUCAUCAAACUAGCAGAAUAUUUGGCAAAACUCCCAAAGAUUAGCCUUACAAACACCAUGGAUCAAUUACCUGAAAAAGUACCAGACCUCUUAGUGAGACAAGAUCUGAUCGAGUACAUUUUGAAUUCUCAAGAGCUCAACACGCCCACGCUGUACCUUAAACGGUACACAACACCAGUGGAUAUUGUACUGGAAAGUGAAAUGGCGUGGCCUAUGCAGACGCGACUAUUUCCAUUGAGUUAGCAUUGAGUUAGCGUUGUACGUGAAGGAUUGUAUUUGUUGAUGUAUUCUGUAAAUUGUCACGUGUAAAUAAAUCUCUGUGUUCUGAUGUUCACAUUGAGGUAUUCAAAUACAGAUUCAGGAGCAGGCUGAAAAUA
Messenger RNA from Orbicella faveolata, 913 nucleotides. Its product is annotated as testis-expressed protein 47-like. NCBI's taxonomy places the organism in Eukaryota, Metazoa, Cnidaria, Anthozoa, Scleractinia, Merulinidae. The record is from RefSeq and is a predicted model, not a curated record. Gene Ontology annotation, molecular function: FAD binding; blue light photoreceptor activity.